UUUGUACCACUUUUUAAACCACUCAGCACUUUACUUUCUCGUUCUCAAUCUGCUGCUUCAAUUUCUCAUAUGCAUUUACUUAUUUUUAUAUUUUUCAUCACAAGAGCUCAACGAAAACAAAAAACGAUCAUAUCAAGCAACGAAAACUGUUUCGAAGUUAUAAAUUGGAAAAUGGAUUUUGACAAUAGCUAG
This is a messenger RNA of Dentiscutata erythropus, 192 nucleotides long. The record is from the annotation of a GenBank genome assembly. Lineage: Eukaryota; Fungi; Glomeromycota; Glomeromycetes; Diversisporales; Gigasporaceae.